Molecule: messenger RNA, 1524 nt
Organism: Exophiala bonariae
Lineage: Eukaryota; Fungi; Ascomycota; Eurotiomycetes; Chaetothyriales; Herpotrichiellaceae
Exons: 2
Coding region: 1-1524 (507 amino acids)
Biological process (GO): SCF-dependent proteasomal ubiquitin-dependent protein catabolic process
Cellular component (GO): SCF ubiquitin ligase complex
Source: RefSeq, a predicted model, not a curated record
AUGUACCAGUUGCAUCAAACCUCUCCAGCUUUUGACCAGAGAGAAUACAUGGAUAUUCAUCAGCGUCAGGUCGACUUCGCGGUCAAAGCGGCUGAAGAAGCCGACUUCUUUCGCAAGUGGACUCUACUCUGGCGAUCAAUCACUCUUUCCAGUUUGGAUGACAACAAUUGUUAUAAGCCAUACUGCCGCUAUAUCAAAACACUCGAUUUUCGGAAUCUGUUGAUGAUGCUCGAGGACCAAAAGUUUCUGGGCGCUGUCAGGAAGGCUUUUUUUGCCGGUGCUCUGAAGCCUUUCCAUUUUCCGAAAAAAGAACACAACAGACUGGCUGUGGACACUGUAGCAACCGUCAGUGCUAUUGGAGACGCGGUGACCGCGAAGACGACUUUACUCGAAGAGAUCGCUGGACACAUCAGCCCUGGAUUUCUCCCCAGAUGGAUCGCACGCUCACCGAAGCUACAGUCACUGGUGCUGUGGAGGGGAGAUGCUCUUGCCAACGGGGCUGGCGAGUCGAUUGCGAAGCACUGCGACCAAUUUCGAAAUUUGACCAUUCAUGAUUGGCAGAUGCCUGAUGCAGACGAAUCGUUUGCCAAUUUCCUCAACGAGCUACCUGCAAAUAAGCUGGCAUAUUUUGAAAUCAUCAGCCAGAACACGAUAGGCAAGCUCUCCUUUGAAGCACUGGGACGUCACAAGUCACUGCAGCAUCUUGACCUUGGGAGCCUCAAUCAAGAGGCAGUAUCGAACUUGAAUGCUCUCAAGGCUUGCACCGAGCUACAAACUCUAAAGCUCGACGACUCCUAUGGGUCUGUUCAGCUCGAAUCAUCAAACAAUGAUGUUUUCUUGGAAGUGGUUGAAUGGUUGAGUUCUUGUGGCCAACUGCGCGAUCUGAGACUCAAAGGGCUGUUUGAUGGCCCGGCAAUCCUCAGCCGUGUUCUAUACUCUCCGACCGUCAAGUUAACGAUGCUUUCACUAGAAGGUUACACCGUCCGACAUACUAGUGCACAAUUGUUCCACAGUGCGCUGUCUGAGCAACAAUCCUUGGAAGCCGUGUGGCUCAAAGGGAAUGGCGAGGAUACUACUCCUGACGACCUCCAAAUUAUGGUUGAAGCACUUUGCAACCUGAGAAAUCUACGCGAACUAGCCUUGAGGGAUGUUUCGGAUGAGUUUCAAGAAGACCACAUCAUCAAUUUGGCUCUCAAUCUUCCGCUUUUGGAAGAAUUUUGGACUAGUGGAGAUGCGGUAUCAAGAGAAGUCCUGGGGCCUCUUGCCGGUCUGAAGAAUUUGAAAACCCUCACCUUGAACGCCAUGACUGAAUUCACCAUGGAAGCCAUCAUGGAUUUCCUUGCGAAACUUGAUCCGCAGACUCAGAGAGGAUUCAAUCUAAAUUUGAUGGCCCAGGACCCUGACCAUGACCUCGCUGAGAUGGAGCAAGAUGUCAUUCGAGAAUUCAUUCGGGCAAACUUAGAAGGUCGUUUUGAGUUCGUGCUCUGGCGUGACGCUGACAUCAGCGAUAGCGAGGACGACUGA